Trifolium pratense (red clover) is the source of this 1419-nucleotide messenger RNA. RefSeq names its product probable prolyl 4-hydroxylase 10. The transcript is spliced from 8 exons. Gene Ontology annotation, molecular function: iron ion binding; L-ascorbic acid binding; procollagen-proline 4-dioxygenase activity. NCBI's taxonomy places the organism in Eukaryota, Viridiplantae, Streptophyta, Magnoliopsida, Fabales, Fabaceae. Gene Ontology annotation, cellular component: endoplasmic reticulum. The record is from RefSeq and is a predicted model, not a curated record. The coding region runs from base 189 to 1058 and encodes 289 amino acids. Gene Ontology annotation, biological process: peptidyl-proline hydroxylation to 4-hydroxy-L-proline.
ACAAAAAAAUCCAUAUUCAAUUGCUUGUUCCUUCUUUCUUCCACCAUCUAUCUACCUAGUCGUAACAGUAUUACACACAUUCUGAAUUUUUGACACUUUCUCUUCUUCUCUCUCAAUUAUUCAAUUUCAUUAUUACACAUUCGUUGAAUUUCAGAUCUCAUCAAUUAGAUCUGAAAACUUCAACAACAAUGGCGAAAUCUAGAUACUCUCGUUUUCCAUCUCGUAAAUCUUCUUCUUCUUACACAAUCAUUUUCGCUUUAUUCAUCGCUUUCACUUUCCUAAUCCUCAUUCUCCUCGUUUUCGGAAUCCUCUCCAUUCCUUCUUCCAAUCAAAACUUGCCUAAACCCAACGAUCUCACCUCCAUUGCUCAUAACACCGUUGACAGUGUUGAUGAUGAAGAAGGUAAAGGAGAGCAGUGGGUUGAAGUUGUAUCAUGGGAGCCAAGAGCUUUUGUGUAUCACAAUUUUCUGAACAAGGAAGAAUGUGAAUAUCUGAUCGACAUAGCAAAGCCGAAUAUGCACAAGUCAACCGUUGUCGACAGUGAGACUGGAAAGAGCAAAGACAGCAGAGUGCGUACAAGCUCUGGAACUUUUCUUGCCAGGGGACGUGAUAAGAUUGUGAGGAAUAUUGAGAAAAGAAUUGCCGACUUCACUUUUAUACCUGUAGAGCACGGUGAAGGACUUCAAGUUCUACAUUAUGAAGUUGGACAAAAGUAUGAGCCUCAUUAUGACUACUUUCUUGAUGACUUUAACACAAAGAAUGGGGGUCAGCGCAUAGCAACAGUACUGAUGUACCUUACAGAUGUUGAAGAAGGAGGCGAGACAGUGUUCCCUGCUGCCAAGGGGAAUUUCAGUUCUGUGCCAUGGUAUAAUGAGCUUUCUGAUUGUGGGAAAAAAGGACUUUCGAUUAAGCCAAAGAGAGGUGAUGCAUUACUUUUCUGGAGCAUGAAGCCGGAUGCAACUUUAGAUGCAUCAAGCUUGCAUGGUGGUUGUCCAGUAAUUAAAGGAAAUAAGUGGUCAAGUACCAAAUGGAUCCGCGUCAGUGAAUACAGAACUUGAGUAUAUGUUACUAUAGUUGCUGCUGAUCACCUCUCAUGUUGAUCGACUUAUUUUUCAGGCUUGUCUGAGUUCAUCACUCCAACGAUGUGCAAUUUUAAAGUCUCGGCUCAGCUAAUACUUCGCACAAUGGAGCUUCAGAUCUCGAAGGAAAUGCUUACAGCUUAAUGUGUGGUUUUGUAAUUUUUUAUGUUAUGUAGCUUAGGUAACUCAUUUUUUUUUCUCACACUUCUUCAUUUAUAUGUAGCAAAUACAAUAAAAAAUAAGUACUUGUGAAGUUGUGAACUUUGCCCAAGGGAGAUUCAAGAAAAUGUAUGAAACCAAUAGAUGUAACAAAGUAUACGGGCUUUUUCCUCCGAGCUCA